Suillus subaureus is the source of this 279-nucleotide messenger RNA. RefSeq lists its product as uncharacterized. The annotation marks the transcript as partial. The transcript has a single exon. NCBI's taxonomy places the organism in Eukaryota, Fungi, Basidiomycota, Agaricomycetes, Boletales, Suillaceae. The record is from RefSeq and is a predicted model, not a curated record.
GCCCUUAUUCAGAUGUAUUCCCAUCCAGACGAUGACCUUCUCCAGCUCUCCUCACAUACCGUCACAUCUUGCUCCCAUCUUGAAGAUAUUUGCAUCAUUAGCAUAAAGCAGAUCCUAAGUGUCGUUGUGAUGAUUCCGCACAAGCCUAUACUACCUUCUGGAGUUAUGGAUGAAGAAGGUCGAUUUUUCAUGCUGGAGAAGCCUGGAUUAGAUCUUUCAAGCAUAGGAAUCGCUAAUAUCCCUCCUGAUGAUGAGGACAAUGUUCCAGACAUAGAAUAA